Scleropages formosus (Asian bonytongue) is the source of this 15092-nucleotide messenger RNA. RefSeq names its product ATP-binding cassette, sub-family A (ABC1), member 12 (gene abca12). Gene Ontology annotation, cellular component: membrane; intracellular membrane-bounded organelle. The transcript has 70 exons. NCBI's taxonomy places the organism in Eukaryota, Metazoa, Chordata, Actinopteri, Osteoglossiformes, Osteoglossidae. The record is from RefSeq and is a predicted model, not a curated record. Gene Ontology annotation, molecular function: ABC-type transporter activity; lipid carrier activity; ATP hydrolysis activity. Gene Ontology annotation, biological process: lipid transport; transmembrane transport. Bases 140 to 14917 code for a protein of 4925 amino acids.
ACUCGAGUCACUUGGAGGCAGGCAGCGAAGUCUGAGAACCUACAUCUAUAUUAAAUAUUGUUUUCUUUUCUCUUUCUUGUGUGGUUUUUUGGAGGGGGAGAGGGCUGUUGUACGGAGCUCCGGCGCACUAGCGCUUAAAAUGGCAUCAUUUCUACAUCAGCUGCGACUUCUGCUGUGGAAAAACGCGCUGAGUGCCUAUAGACAGCCAGUAUGGUCACUGGCCCUUGUAAUAUGGCCCUUAGUAAUAUUUAUCAUUCUGGCUGUAACCAGAUCACAGUUCCCUCCUCAGCUCAAAGGCUCAUGCUAUGUGGCCCCCAGAAACCUUCCCAGUGCAGGACUUUUCCCCUUCCUGCAGACCCUCAUGUGCAGCACUGACAGCUCUUGUAGCAACCAUUCAUACACGGUGGCGUCACGGUUAGCGAAUCCCCCGCACUUAUCCUGGGGUCAGGCUGAUGCUGAGAGGUUGUCGCUGCUGCCCCUGGGGACUUUAGCCCCCAGAAACCUUCAGAAAAGCUAUCUGGCAGACUUGGCGCUUGAAGUGAAUGCCACUGAACAACCCCAACUCCUGGAGCUCUGGGACAGGAUGCUGAAUUCCAGCAGUCAAGGCACAUUCAACUUGUCCUCCUCUGCAAUGAACACAAUGAACACCACAAAUUUUUCAGAUCAGAAGGUUUUAAAUGCAAUGAUGGACCCUGUGAGCAUACUGAAGAAGUCUUUGUGUGAGGUGUCCUUCUCUCUCAUCAACGUCUCGGCCCAGACUUCCGUGGAUCCCCUUACCUUUGGCCUAAAUGCCUUCUGCAAAUCCAAUGACACACUGCUGGAGGUCUCCUUACUCACCCUGAACCAGGUGAUCAUGGAGCGGCUCUUAAAAAAUCCAAUGGAGAUGCUGAAGACUAUUGGGGAGGCUGUGUUAGUGUUCGACCAGCUCCAGCUGAAGCAGCCAUUGUGGGACACCCUUCUGGGUUUGCCGAACCUCUUCCUGGCCUCCAGUACAGAAGAAAUGCUACUGGAAUUGGAUGUACUGCUCAAGAACAUCAAGAGGAUUGGUGUUGAUAUACAGAGCAGCUUCCCCGAGGCCCAAAUUCCAGUUUCUGUGAUGAACCCUGCUGUGGAUAUGGUUCUCAGCUUCCUGCAGUACAUUCGGAACUGGCCUGUCAAUGGUGUCAACAUGAGUCUGAAUGAUUUCUUCAGAGUGGCAGAGAACUCAACUGUGAACAGUACAGCAGUGGUCCAACAAGUAAACAUGAUUCUCCAGACAUGGGGUAUAAAUGUGGCUCCCUCAGAUGUGGCCUACAUAACCUCGCUGCUGAAUGACCUGCUGAAUGCCUACUUCACCAACAACCUGAAAGCAUCUAUGGGCCAGAACAGGCAGUUUCCAGUGAGCCAGGAGGAGCGAGCUGUUUUGAGCAUGAUGUCAGUGGCCCUGGACCUGCUGGAGGGUCUGACUAGUCCAUCCUAUGUCAAUGCCUUCCUCAGUUGUGCCAAGAUUUCAAUGGAUCUGGCUACACAAAUACUUGACACAACCAGAGAGCAAAUUGCUUUCCUGCUGAGGGAUGGCACACAUGUUCAGCAGGUUUUCUUGUCCCUGAUGCUGAAUGACAGCCUGGCAAAUUCCUGGUCCCAAAAUGUUCUGAAUUCAUCAGUACAGACUAUAGUGAAGGAUACUUCGAAAUGCUCAGAUCUUCUUGUUCCCUGGUCCUGGCUGUCCAGCCUCAGUUCUUUGGACCCUAACUUGUGGGAAGUGGUUCUUUGCAACAACUCUAUGCUGCCAGAUGCACUUGUAGCUCAGUGGGUGGGAGUGGUCCAAAAGGUGAAUGAACUUGUGGGAGUUUUUCAAGGUACUGUGAAUUCCAAUAUCUCUGCUUCUGUACUCCUGUCUGAGUGGAAGAAGCUCAACAGCAGCUAUGUACAGUUUGCCAGUUUCUGGCAACAGCUCUAUAGCUCUCCGGAUGCACCGUAUUGGGAAGCCUGGAUCCCAGGCAGCAUCAGUGUUAACUGGCUGGACAUAAUCCGCAAAAGGGCCUGGGAUAGUUUUGAAGCAUUUGGGUUAGAGUUGCAGAAAAAUCCAGCAUGGCUGUCUUUGGAGCCCUACUUUCACAUCGCUUACUGGAUUAUGACAUAUCAGCCAAAUGUUACCAAAACACCAAACUGCACCAUUGACAAUAGCACAAUGUUCCCUUACUGUUACACUAAUUUCACUUGGGAGAAGAUUCCUUCAUUAUCAGAAUCUGUGAUUCAGGAGCUUUCUAUUAAUCCUGCAACAAUACUGAGAUAUGUUCAAGGAUCUGUGGCUUUUCUAGAUGGAGUCUAUGGAGAUUUUUUUAUGCGGACACUUAACAUCCUGGGGCAAUUUCCUGGUAAUGGCUCCACCGAGAGCCUUCUGGGAACCCUUAUCCAGUCAGUUGAAGAGGACAUACAGAUCCUAUCGAAUGUCCUUUCCAUGGAACAACUUGACAGGCAACUCUUCAUGUCGAUCCUGGAGAAGUACCUCGAUGCCUUGGGUUUGAGACCCAUGGAGGUCAUUUGGACCCAAGGCUCUGUUAAUGCUUCUAUGGCUGUUAGCACAAUUGUGGAGGCAGUUAUGGACAACUUGCACAUAUUCUCUACCCUGAGUCUGCCUCUGAACCAAACUAGCACAUCUCUGCAGGAACUAGAAACACUUGUGAUAAAGUGGUUAAGUAUGCAAGGCAAUCUCACCCUCCCGCUGUCAUUCAGCCUUAGCAGUACCCUUCUCAACUAUUCCCUCUCACUCAGCGCUAUAGACUUAACCUACCUAAAGCAGGUCCUCAAGCCCCUAAACAAUGGAAAUGCAACAGCUGUUACUGAUUGGAUUCUAAAAGCUAUGGAAGUGUUGACGCUGUCAAAUGAGGCUUCAAAUGAUUCCUCGCCACUGAUACUGGGAUACUUGCGGCAACUGCAGGACUUCCUUGCCUCUUCAUCACAAUUGUACAACCCUGUCCAACUUCUUAAAACUAAUGUACUUGAAAACAUCACAGAUGUACUGUAUCUCCAUCCAACUGCUCUGGAGACCCUUCAGCUGCUCUCCAACACAUCCCUUCAAGACAUUUACCAAGUACUCAACCUCACCACUAGGGAUCCUGUUGUGUGGCAGCCGGGUGUCUUCUUACCAUUGGAACUCUGCUAUAUCUAUAAGGAACUAAUAAAUAACACAUAUAGCUUGAUCAGAGGUCUAACAUCUUGCUCAGCUACUAGUCAAGACUGUGGAGCUGAAGUAUCCCAAGUCUUUUUCUUCCUCCACCAGGCAGCAAAAUUACUGCAGAAGCCUUCAAGUGGGAACCUCAGCAAUGAACCCGUAUUAUUUAACAUCACUCAGUUCACUGUCCAGGCAAAUUUAACUUACUCUGUAGUUAAGGAACUUCUCUCUCUUAUACUUCCUUGGGCAAAUGGCACAAACAUGUCUUUGACUCCAGAGUCUAUCCAAAAGACAAUGCACUUCUUGCACAACAUCUCAGUCACACCGAAUAUUAGUACGUCCAUUCUGGAGUAUGCCCUUCUGGCUUCUAAUUUCAGCCUUGAAGAACUAGAUGCUGUCGCAAAACUAGUUGAACCUUCUUCCAUUUCUGUGCUGUUAGCAGACCUGAUGGGUUUUAUCAGUGAGCAGGAGUGCUUCAGUCUUAUUCUCAUGAAUGCAGCACAACAGAAUGGGCUUCUUAACGUUAGUAAUGGCAGCUGCAUGCAAGACAUUGCAAUCAAAAUAACAGACUUUCUGCAAGAUUUGCCUUUCCCGGAAAGUACCCAGAAGACUUUCGUAUACCUUCGUGACCUUAUAAAAUUCUUUGCUAAUCAGACGGUGCUAAGCGAAAAUGUGACAUCCCACCCAGUUGCUGAUUUACCUAUGCUAUUUUUGGAUAACCUGACAAAUAUUCUGGACAAUAUCCAGAUGUCUUUGCAAUAUCUUGGUUUUGAGUCGUGGCAGGAAAUCAACUAUGAAAUUCAAGUCCUAAAAAGCAUGAUCCAGCUCCUUGUGAAUGGCACAUAUCCUUACAGUACAAUUAAUUCAUCCUUUCUUUACCAGCCUGAAUAUUCCCAGAGAGUUUAUUUGGAUAUAUUGCAGUGGUACCUCAGGAAACUUGAGAACAUUGCCUAUAGCAGAAAUUUUUCAGAUCUCUUUAAUCCUUUGCUCAUAAUUACUGAAAUGCAGAUGGCUGCCUCAAUUUCAGAGUCUCAGUUCAUGACAUCUGUGGUCAGUAAAUCUGAAAACCUAGUCCAGUGUUUUAAUUCUUAUGUAAAUAGUACAGACUUGAGCAAAAUUGGUCAAUAUGUUAUAGGUAUUUUAGAGGAUUUACUCAAGCUGUUAAAAUAUGUGACUCAGCUUCACAUGGAUUCCUAUGAAGCUUUGGGCCAUCACACACCAGACUUAGAAAUACUUGAGGAACAGGUGAUGAAGUAUAUUAAUCUCACAAAGGAGUUUCUGAAGGACAAUCAGUUAACAUCUGCUUUAAGUGAAGUUCUCCAGUGGAACACAAGUUCUCUGACCCAUACCAAUCUCGAUAUUGAGCUCAUUUAUAUGAUGGCACCUUUCAUCUCUGAAUACCAGCAUAACUAUCUUGUUUUAGUUAGCCAGUUAUCCCAGGGGCUCAAGCACAUCAUUACUCUAUCCACUGAAGAAAACAGCUUUCAUGGUGAAAACUUCACUGCUGCCAUCACCGAAAUUGUUGGCAUCAUCUUUAGGAACCUGAGUGUAGGACAGUCCCUGCCAAACUCAGUAAUUCAGGAAGGCAUAGAUUUCCUGCAGGAAUCUCUACAGUUUGUUUUUCAUCCAAACUUCAGUGAUGUACAGGCAAACAAUCUCACCCAGGAAGUCCUCUUGAAAGGGAAAAGACUGAUCGACACACUAGUCCCUGCAGAGAACUUCUCUGUUUUGCUGCCAAUGACACAAGUCAUCACAGCCUUCUUAAAGACAAUCUCUCAACCUGCUGGCAAAAAAAACUGGAAGCAGGUCAUCUCCAGCGAACCUUAUUUCAGUACAGCUGCAAAGAUCAUAAGACUAAUCACAGACCUCAGUCUAGGAAGCAACAGCUCCUUAGUGGAUAUUUUACAAGACAUUAACAUGAAUAACUUUACUGAUUUCAUUGACAAGCUUCAGGAAUUUGUGAACUUGGCUUACCCCGUCCUUGGUGGUUUUGAUGGGAGCUCGAUGGUGCAAUCCAUAGAGGCGAUGGCUGAUUCUAUCCCCAUCCUGCUGAGGGUCAUCACUGGACAGGCAGACAACCAAACAUGGGAAUGGGCUGAGAAGUCUCUGGAACUGCUCUUCUCAGCUAGCAAUGGGAAUGAAGUUGGGGUGACAGUGGCAUCAGCUGUGCCCAUUUUCAAGGAUCUCACCAGCGCUAUUGUUCGCAACAUUAGGGCUCAGACAGAACUCAUCUACAGUCUCCAAGAGCCAUUUGUUUUGCUGAUGUCUGUUCUUGGAAAGAUGAACUCUAGUGACAUACAGGCUAUACUGAAUACCAUUCAAGUUGUCCAACAGGCAGUGGAAUCUGGUCAUCCUUUUGAUUGCACAGGUCUUCUGAAGUCUUGGGAACCAGUCAUACAGCAAACGGGCAUAAACCCGGCCUGGCUGAACACAUGGUGUAACAUCAGCCUGGAUCAACUUCUAAACACUUAUAUAUCAAAUACCUCUCCAAUUAUGCAUUUGAAUGUCACAGGGGCCACAAUGGAAAUGGAUUCAGGCAACAUUACAGCUAAAGAAAUCGUGACAGAGUUACAGUCUCUCUUCUCAGCUGUUGUGAACCAUUCUCAGGUUGUUGACAAACUUUUCGCAGAGCUCAGUCAGCUAUUGAAGUUUUCCUUGCCAGCACCGCCUUCAGAUACCAGUAGAUGGAAUAACUGGACAGCCCAGCUCCUCUAUAGCCAGUUGUGUCAAAGUACCUUGGUAAUUCCUACUUCCAUCAAGUCCAUUUUGGACCAGGUUGUAACAGAAGCACCUCAGAUACAACCCUAUGUGUCAGCUCUGGAACAGACCGUGAACUACACCCUCCAGAACUUAUUCUUGUCUGAGAAUAGACCAGCAAACCUUGAACUUCUCAAACAAGCUCUGCAAAUCUUCUUGACUGGAAUGAACUGCACCAGUGACACUAUAAGCACCAUCCUGAAUGGAGACAUCUUCUCAAACACAAACAGCGCCCUCAUUGACAGAGUUCUAAAAGUUGGGGAAAUUCUUUGGCUAGAGAUAAUGCGAGACUGGCCACUAGUUUACAGAACUAUGGAACAGUUCCUAACUACAAAGGACAUUUCGAUGAUUUUUGAGAAGACAUUUGGGUUUGUGGUCUGGUGGAACUCAGCUGAAUCCUCUGGCAUGGAAUUUAUUUCAGACGAACUUUUUAAAAUAUAUGAAGUUGUCAAGCCCUCGAUUUCUUCUGUAAUGCAGGUGAAUUUUCCUCUGCCUUUCUACGCUGAUAUCUUUACUGACGUGGCUGGAAAUAUACUUCCCAUGUUAAGACAGAUAACCCACACAUCCGAAAUCUUCACCUCCUUUGAUGCUUACUUCUCCAACCAACAAGAACAGAUUUUUAAUGGUAUGACCUUGAAUGACCUCUUUUCCCACACUCACAUCUCCAAAAGAAGGCUGAAAAGUGAUUUGAUGAGGGAACCUAUUGAAGAUUUCCUAGACUUGGCUCAGGUAGACUAUAAUGCUUUGCUAGAGGUUUUCUCAGUCCUGCCCAGCACUGCUGACAUCAUGGAAACCAUCCACAUUUUUUUUGCCAAUCCAGACCUUGCCAUCAUUUUGAAGGGUAUAUUCAGAGAGUUUACUGGAGAUUACAACCAGGACCAGACCAUCAAUACAGCCCUGGGCGUUCUCUCUUACGUCACUGCUUCUGGCCAGUGGGAAAAGUAUGCAGAGAUGUUUAUGCAUAUUUCCCAACAGGGAGGCAAUCUAAAUGAACUGGACAGCAUUGGGACGCUUGUGGAGACCAUUGGGAGUUCAGCUGAUAUGGUUAUGCUUUCAGCCCAGCAGUCAUUCUUAGACAUUACCCAGAAUGUGGACAGCAUAAUGAAGGAACUUAACUAUCUAGUGUCAGAUAUUGUUCAACAACAGAUGGGGGGCCAUACAAGUACAGUUAUGCAAUUUCUCACAGGGUUGAACAACAUACUGAAAAAGAAUAUUCAAAAACAGAAAGUCUCUGCAGUAUCAAACUUUGUCAAAAACCACCUUGCUUCUGGAACCUCAGAGACCCCACAGACAAAUCUGACUCCUUACAUUACUGUAUUGGAUCAAUCUGUUGAUGCAUUUGCCUCCUUCAUGUCUCCAGAGCAAGCAAUUUACUUUAACUUCACAGCACAGAUGAUAAAGGGCUUUUCAAUGCUCAUGGAUCAAACCACAAAUCCUGUUGAAGCUCUUUUGUCCACUAAAAUGAUUUCUGACUCUCUAGAUUAUCUUCUGGCUACUACUGGUCAACCUACACUUCCAAAUGGACAGUCCAUUCAAGACAUCUCUUACCCUUUGAUUCUCAAUAGCAUGCUUGUCACUCAAGCUCUGUGGAAUCUGUCCAGUUACAACCAAACUCUCAGUAACACAACUGAGAGAGAAAACAUGGUAAUGCAAGCACUUCAUGCACUAGAGUCCAGCCUUCCAGAGGAUCAGAAAAAAUAUGUUAUGUCUCUCAGUCCAGCAGACCUACCUGUCUUUGCUGGAGGCUGGAACACUGCUGAGAUACCGCAGAUCUUUUUCAACAUUUCCAGUCAGGUUUCUUCUUCACUCCUCACCAUGCUGAAUGUCACCGAUUUCCCUGUGCUUGAACAAACUUUGUUAACCGUCUCAAACCUGGUGUCCAGUUGUCUGUGGAACAGCCUCACAAGUGUUCCUUCCACCAUUCAACUAACUCACAUUUUUAAUCCUCUAAAUCAAAUGAUAACCUCAUUGACACCUGUCCUACCACCUGAAGGAGGUCAUUACAUUAAUGCUUCAUUAAGUAUUCUAGAAACAAUUGCCAUUUCUUUAAAUGGUACAGGAAAGACUAUGGACACAGAGGGUGCUUCCGCUGCCAUCAUGUCCUCUGUUCAGUCUCUUCUGGCUGUUGUGCCACAUCCGGCCACCCAGACUGCUGAAAACAUCUUCAAAGUGCUCAAGCACACUGUCCAGACAGUGUUGCAGGUCAUUUAUUCUGACCAAAGUUCUCUACUGCAGACAAGAAAAAUCAGCCAGCUGCUUUUGCAUGAUGUCUACAACAUGCUUGUUUUAGCAAAUAAGAGCUUGGAGGUGCAGCUGAAACGGCUGAUGGUGGAUACUGCUGAUGUGAAUCUUAACAGUCUGCUUACAAUGAAUGGAACUACUUGGACAGAAAAACUUUCACUAGUGUUAAACAAUAUUGGGAACCAACUUUCAAAUGAUCUUCCCUAUGCUCUUCUCAUCAAAAACCUUAUCACAAGCUUUACCACUGAAUCUCAAGCUGAGCUCAGUAUCUUGCUUCAGAUACAGCAGACAGCAUCUGAACUGUUUGCCACCAGCUGGAUGACUAAUAACUUCACUCUCCUCACCAACCAGCUGUUGACUGAGGUGUGCAAACUGGAGAGUAUGGGUUCAGUCCAGCAGCUCUACCAGGUGUUCUCCAUCACAAAUGGGUUUCUGUGUGAAACAUUUGUCCCCAUAUUUAAGGCGCUGCAGUUGAUAACACAGCACCUGGUGAACAGCAACAGUGCCUUUUCCGAGAUGCUGUUUGAUGAAUUUGUUGGGGAUCCCAAGACCUUUCAAAUCAGCAAUAACUGGAGCUCUGUACUUUUUAGCAGCUUUGGCUUCAACAUGAGCACUCUGACAUUUCUCAAUAUGACAAUCAGCCCUCAAGACCCAGUGCUCAUGUCUGAUUUACUGAGAAACAAGACAGCAUUUUUAAGGGAUCUCCAGAAAGUCACCAAUAUUUCUCCAGAAAUCAUUAGCCUUUUGAUGAACAUGGAGCUGCCCAGUAGCAGCCUGGAGAUUCUCUCCUGGCUUACCAGCAUGCACUACUGCAGUAAUCCAUCAGUGUUGAUGCUAAAGCCAAAUGAGGAAGUGAUCUUCAAGACCUUUUGCUCAUUACCUGCAGAAGAGUGGUACAACUUUAUGGUUGUGCUGGCUCAGUACAUCAGUGUGGAGAAUGUAAUCUACAGGCUGUUGCUGACCAGUGAAAUACAAAACCUUGUCAACCUCAUGCUUCAAAUGAUAAGAAUCCUUUAUGAGCUGAUGAAUAAGUUAAUGCCCUCUGUCAAUGUUCUACUUGAGUAUGUGGAAUCCAUUCGUAACCUCAACCUUGCGUCCAGCUCUGAGGCCCGCAGUCUGGUCAGGGAGAAGCGUUCUACUAUUUCUAGCAAGGGCAACUUUGACACCAUCUCCAAAGCUAUGUGCACCAAAGGCAUGCUGUCACUCUUUGGGAUUUCCAAUAUGCCGGUGACCUCCAACUCAGACCCUGCCACCCAAGGAGAUGCCAAGAUCGAGGAGCUCAUUGACAAGUUCAAUAUCCCACGCAAUGCCACUCCUUACUGUAUGAACUUCUACCUGGAAAUGGUGAACACCACAGCAGGUGCAGUGGCCUGGGCCUUUGUCAAGCCCAUGCUAUUAGGAAGAAUCCUCUAUACACCUGACACACCUCUGACCAGAGAGAUCAUCCAGAAGUCAAAUACUACAUUGCAACAAUUUGCUGACUUGAGGCUGUUUUCACAAGAGUGGAUAAAGUCUUCCUCUUAUAUCAUGGAUUCUGCACGUCUUCUACAGCAAACAUUACCGUUACUCAAGAACUCCCUCAAUAACGCCUUCAUUCAGAACUUCAUCCAGCUACAGACAAACAUUGAUGUCAUCCAAAUGAAAGAAACUCUCAACACCUUUUCCAACAUUACCAGCAUGCUGAUAGAGAACCAGGAUAUUGUCCAGCAAAUCACCACCUUGUCCUCCCUGAUGAUGAACCUCUCUUCCUGUGUCAACUUUGACCGCUUCCAAGCAUUCAACUCCACUGAUGAGCUCAGUGCACAGGCAGAAGCCCUUGCAAAAACACGUGACCUCUAUGCCAGUGUCAUAUUCAAGCUGCCUCAGGACAACUCUUCUUCCUCCUGGCAAAAACUGGACGUCUCUGGUAACCUGCCCCCCAGAGUGGAGUACACAAUCCGGAUGAACAUCGAGAACGUGAUGCGCACCGACCGCACUCGUAACCUAUUCUGGGUUCAAGGCCCCUACAUCUCAUCCAUCAAGACACAGCGCUACAAUCGCGGGUUCGUGUAUCUGCAGGAGAGCAUUGAUCGGGCCAUUAUUGAAAUGCAGACAGGCAGCCCAGUGGAGGAGCCUGCUGUGCAGCUGCAGGCUUUCCCUUACCCAUGUUACCUCAAAGAUGAAUAUCUGAACAGCGUGUCCUAUGCAUUCCCACUUGUCCUCAUGAUUGCCUGGGUGCUCUUUGUUGCACAAUUUGUCAAGAAGCUAGUACUUGAAAGAGAACUCCGUCUACAUGAGUACAUGAAGAUGAUGGGAGUCAACCCUGUGAGCCACUUCUUUGCCUGGUUCCUGGAGAGCGCUGCUUUCCUUCUGCUGACCAUUAUUAUCCUCACCAUAAUUCUGAAGGCUGGCCAGGUGCUACCCAACAGCGAUGGUUUCUUGCUUUUCCUUUACCUCUGUGACUAUGGACUCGCCAUCCUGGCCAUCAGCUUUCUCAUCAGCUCCUUCUUCGACAAGACCAAUAUUGCUGGGCUCAGUGGCAGUCUCAUCUACGUCAUCUGCUUUUUCCCCUUUAUUGUAGUCAUGUCUCUAGAGACCACACUCUCAGUUUCUGCCAAAAGUGCUCUGAGUCUGUUUGCACCCACCUGCUUCAGCUAUGCUAGCCAGUACAUUGCCCGCUACGAGAUCCAAGGAGAAGGAAUCCAAUGGAGUAACUCAUAUAUUUCCCCCAUCCUGGAUGACAGCUCAUCUUUUGGCUGGCUCUGUUGGCUGCUUCUCAUUGAUUCUGUGAUCUACUUCCUACUUGGCAUGUACAUUCGCAGUGUCUUCCCAGGCAAAUACGGCAUUGCAGCACCAUGGUACUUCCCACUGUUGCCAUCCUUCUGGACAGACCUGUUUGGAUGCAGCAAAGAUAACAAGAAGCAGGGAUUGCUUUUCUCUAACAUCAUGCAAAGAAACCAUAUGGUUUUCCCCAAUGACAAGAACAAACCUGAGGGCAGCGUCUCCUUCCAGGAGGAGAAUGAGUUCCAGGGCCUCCGUGUUGGGGUCUCGCUUCAUGGCCUGACAAAGUUGUACGGGAGCGAAGCUGCCAUAAAGAACCUCAACAUUUCCUUCUACGAGGGCCACGUUACAGCUUUGCUGGGCCACAACGGAGCUGGAAAGACCACCACCAUGUCCCUGCUCACUGGGCUCUUUGGCCCCACCUCUGGCUCGAUUGAAGUAUAUGGCAAGGACAUGCAGACCUACAGUGAUGAUGUCCGCAAGGAUCUGGGUGUGUGCAUGCAGUACGAUGUCCACUUCGAUCACCUGACCACCAAGGAGCAUCUGCUUCUCUAUGGACAGAUCAAGGCUCCCCACUGGACCCACCAAGAACUGCAAGAGCAAGUGCGCAAAAUCUUGCAGGACACUGGUUUGUAUACCCAUCGACACAAACGUGUUGGCACCCUUUCGGGUGGCAUGAAGCGAAAGCUGUCCAUCUCUAUUGCCUUCAUUGGUGGGUCACAUCUAGUGGUCUUGGAUGAGCCCACCACAGGAGUAGACCCUUGCAGCCGACGUGCCAUUUGGGAUAUCAUCAUCCAGCAUAAGAAAGAACGCACCAUAAUCUUGUCCACCCACCACUUGGAUGAGGCCGAGGUUCUCAGCGACCGCAUUGCCUUCCUAGAGCGUGGAGGACUGAAGUGCUGUGGUUCACCCUUCUAUCUCAAAGAUAAACUGGCUCAGGGAUACAACCUCACCCUCACAAAGAAGGUUCAGACUCCUGAGUCAAAUGUGCAGUUUGACAGUGAGGAAGUGAAGACUUUUAUCCAGUCAUACAUCCCAGAGGCUCAGUUGAAAGAAGGUGGAGUGAGUGACAUUGUCUACAAACUGCCACCCUUCAGCUCACAGAAUGCAAUGGCGUACCACUCCUUGCUCACCAACCUGGACAAGAACUUGGAUUCCCUGCAACUUGGCUGCUAUGGCAUUUCUGACACCACACUGGAAGAGGUUUUUCUUCAGCUGACCAAAGAUGAGAGAGAGUGUGACACAGGAACGUCAAUCUCCAUCACACACUCGGCGAUGGAUGUGUCCGCUGCCAGAGACGGCGUGCUGGACGAGCUGUCGGACACCAACACGCUGACCGGAUCCCCCCCCGUGCGAGGCUUGGCCCUGUUCGGUCAGCGAGUGGCAGCAAUGUUUCUAAAGAGGGCGCAUCACUCACGGCGGGACUGGAAAGGCCUGUUUGCACAGGUCCUACUUCCUACCCUGUUUGUCAUCGCUGCCAUGGGUCUGGGCUCCAUCCAAAGCAACCUGCUGGACUUCCCUGAAAUGGAGCUCUCGCCAGCUCUUUACCGCUCUGCACAGUCGUACAGCUUCUUCAGCAACCAGAAUGCCAACUCCACAAACCUGGUGGACACCAUGCUGUCCUUCCCAGGAAUAGAUAACGUGUGCCUGAACAAUCCUGAUGACACGUUAUGUCUGAAAAGUGACACUUAUGAAGCUGAUGCUUGGAUGUCAAGUGGGAAUGCUUCAAGUCCGUUUGUGUCAUGCCAGUGCACAGUGACAAAACAGGUCUGUUCCCGUGACAACUACCAGCCCCCCCACAAGAAAAUUCCAUCUUCCCAGACUGUUUACAACCUGACUGACAUCAAUGUUGAGAACUACCUAUUAGCAACAGCCAACAACUUUAUCCGAGAUAGGUAUGGCGGCUGGGAAUUUGGUGCCUCCCUCCCUGCAGACCUCAAAAUGGGCAUCACAGCUGUGCCUCCCAACAGAACCCUCACUAAGGUGUGGUACAACCCAGAGGGUUACCACUCCAUGCCGGCCUACCUCAAUAGCCUCAAUAACUUCAUCCUGAGGUCCAACCUCCCAGCAGAAAAGGACCCAAGGCAGUAUGCAAUCUCUGUGUCCAGCUAUCCGUACCCUGGCCAGAUGCAAGAUGAUGAUAUCAUAGUGAAGAGUCUGGUUUACAUCAUGGUGGCCCUGUGCAUUCUCACGGGAUACUCCAUCAUGACAGCAAGCUUUGUCAUCUGUGAGGUACAGGAACACCACAGUGGAUCCAAGAGGCUGCAGCACAUCUCAGGCAUUGGGGAGCCCUUCUAUUGGGUCAUCAACUUCUGUUACGACAUGGCUCUCUACAUGGUUCCUGUGGCUCUCUCCGUCGCCAUGAUAGCUGCCUUCCAGCUCCCAGCAUUCACUGCUAAGCAGAACCUGGCUGCUGUCACACUGCUCCUGGUGUUGUUUGGUUUCGCCUCUUUCCCUUGGAUGUACCUACUGUCAGGAACUUUCAAAGAUGCAGAGAUGGCCUUCAUCAGCUAUGUCUGCAUAAACCUCUUCAUUAGCAUCAACACUAUCAUUUCCACUUCCGUGCUCUACUUCGUGUGGCAGCUCAACAACAAUGAUGAGAGGGCCCACGAGGUGUACCAGACCCUCAGCUAUGUGUUCCUCAUCUUCCCCCAGUUCAGUUUUGGGAAUGGCCUAAUGGAGCUGGCUCGUGUUGACAUGCAGGCACAGAUUCUUAGUGCCUAUGGUGUGGAUUCCUACACAAACCCCUUCAGCAUGGAUGUCCUAGGCUGGAUGCUUGUGGCCCUCUUCCUGCAAGGCUCUGUUGUCUUCUCCUUGCGCUUGUUACUCAACAAGUUCCUCCUGCGUAAGAUAAGGAACCUCAUUUGUUCUAAGAAAGUGGUCCCAGAGACUGACUCUUGGGAUGAGGAUGAGGACGUGAUGAUGGAGCACCACCGUGUGGCUAAUGGUGGUGCCAGUGGUGACCUACUGCAGGUCAACCAACUGCGUAAGGUCUACCAGCACAUGCGAAAGAAGAUCCAGGCAGUGCGAAGGCUCUCUGUGGGCAUCCCAGCUGGGGAGUGCUUUGGACUAUUGGGGGUGAAUGGCGCAGGGAAGACUACCACCUUUAAGAUGCUCACUGGUGACAUCAGCCCCACGGACGGCACAGCGCAGAUCCGCAGCAGCGAUGGGACAAUGGUGGACAUCAUUGACUGCCGUAGCAUGGGCAUCAACAUCGGGUACUGCCCUCAGGUGGAUGCACUGGAUGAGCUGCUCACGGCUGAGGAGCACCUGUACUUCUAUGCUCGCAUUCAGGGUAUCUCCAGAAGGGACAUAGACCAAGAGGUGAAUUACCUCCUGAGGAAGCUGGAGCUGGACUUCCACCGGAAAAAGAUCUGCGAAGGCUACAGCUGUGGUACAAGAAGAAAACUAUCUGCUGCAAUGGCCCUGAUUGGUCGUCCUCAGAUCCUGCUCAUGGAUGAGCCCAGCUCGGGCAUGGACCCACGCUCCAAGCGUCACUUAUGGAGCAUCAUCUCAGAGGAGGUGAAGGAGAAAUGUGCUGUGGUACUGACUUCCCACAGUAUGGAGGAGUGUGAGGCUCUGUGCACACGCUUGGCCAUCAUGGUGAAGGGCCAGUUCAGAUGCCUGGGCACCUUACAGCACAUAAAGAACAGAUUUGGCAGUGGAUUUACAGUCAAGAUGUACCUGGCUGUCACCUCUGGUGAUGUGGAUUCCAUCACCAACUUUAUGCAGUUCCAUUUCCCCGGCACGCACCUGAAGGAGCAACAUUUAUCAAUGGUGGAGUAUCAUGUGCCCAUGGCCCCGGGUGGUGUGGCGGGCAUCUUCCAACAACUGGAGUCUCACAAGGCUGCCCUACACAUCAAACACUUCUCUGUCACCCAGACCACACUGGAUGAGGUGUUCAUCAAUUUCGCCAUGGGGAAGGUGGGCAUCGAAACAAUUCCCAUUGAUAGUGAGGGUUCAGACUUGGACAGUCUGGAAUCGACAGAGGACCUGCGCUCAUAGACAUGCGCACCACCUUUCUAGCAAUGUUUAAUGUUUUAUUAGUGCUAAUGGUUAUUUUACUCAAUAACUGUUUUGAAGGCACUUUUAUUUAUAAACGCUUUUCACAUAUUAGAUAUGGCUUAUGCUUUUUUAAUAGAAAUUUAUACUACAGACCUGUACAAAUAAUGGAAAAAUG